AUGGGGCACAUAUCCAGAUGCUCGCCGAGUCAGAAGAUAUUUCUGGAUCUUUCGGAUGAUUUGGGAUCACGGACGAUUUCGCAGGAUGUCUCUGCUGUCACAGGAAAGCCCCAAGCUGUGGCACGAGCCGCACUCAAUGCUGUUGGCGGCAAUCAGCAUGAGGCCUGUGCAUUGUUGAUGUCUGGAAUGUCUGUGGCAAUCACCGAUGGCCCCUGUGAAGUGGCUAGCCUCGAGCUUGGCUGUCCGGCCUGGAUUGGAGGUGAAGGAGUCAUAUCCUCCGUGGGCUCAUUUGCGGGAUCCUUCAUUCUGCGUUUCCCGCGCUGCUGCCGUGACCGAGUAGAUCUCCUCAGCUUGGAGACAAUUGAAGUCUUCAUCAUCGCAGCUUCUGAUGCACUGCAGGGUCCAGGUUGGGCUAGGGACGAUGAGCUUUGCAGCCCAGAGAUCAGCGCAGCAGAGACUCUGGUCAAAUCUUGCCUACAACGCAGAACCUUCAAGCCCGGACCCGUGAGUUUUUGCUUGGAGCAUGUCGAGUUGAUCCUCAUCCAGGUGGUGAAGAGAAGUGGCUCCCGGCCUCCACGCAACAGCCAUGAAUCGCCACUGGCCACUUUUCAGACGGACACCUGCCGUGUGCCGUCCGCGGAAUCCCGAACAUCUGGGAGUAUAGCAGCUGCAGACCUUCAGUGGAUGGGUGAUGUCGGUGCUGGAGCCUUUGGUUCUGUGCACGUGGCACGCACAAAUACAGGGACAACGGUUGCUGUGAAGCGCAUUCUGGUGCAAAGUGGCCAGGAAAUGCGUGAAGUGCAGAUGCUGCAGAAGGCAUCCCAUCCCAACAUCGUCAAGUUCAUGGACUGGCUUAGCUGGAAAACCCCUGAAGGCAAUGCUGUGCUCAUUGUCAUGGAGUUUUUGCCUGAGAACUUGCACGUCAGAAUCAAUGGCCACCCCUUAUCUGCCUGGCACGUUCGCCAUUUCAGCACCCAGCUGCUCACUGCAGCUGCGCAUUUGGAUAAAUUGCGGAUCUGUCAUCGUGAUCUGAAGCCUGAGAACAUCCUCCUCAGCCAAGAUGAUGUACUCAAAAUUUGCGACUUCGGCUCUGCUAAGUUUUUAGGCCAAGGGCCUUCCAGCAGCUAUAUCUGUUCUCGGUGGUGGCGAGCACCCGAAUUAAUCCUCGGCGCGAGCGAUUACACAACAAGUAUUGACUGGUGGUCAUGCGGUUGCAUAAUCGCCGAAAUGAUGUCUGGACAGCCUCUAUUUACAGGUGAUUCCAGCUGGGGUCAGAUGUACGCCAUUGUUCGAAUCCUUGGAACACCAACCCAACGUGAAAUGCAAAGCUUGAUGCCAGAGCAGGGUGGGCAACGUCUGGCUCAACAUUUCGCAAGCCUUGUGAAGCUUCGGCGUUGCGGCAGGCCCUGGGCGGAGCUCCUUCCAGCCUUUGCUCAUCUACCUGGCAGCCUAGCAAUUCCGCGCAAGCUGCUGGCAUACUGCCCAAAGGAUCGUUGCCACCCGGCCGCUUUACUCUCAGCACCCUUCUUGUCUCGAAGCAGAGAGAUGGUGUCGAAAAUAUCGAAACCCGAUGCAGCACAGCGAGUGCCACGACCCAAGCGGAGGCACCAGGUUAUUGCUGUCGAUUCUGUGGAGCCCAGAAAUCCUAAACGACAGUGCUUCCUAGUGUCCGCUUGA
Symbiodinium natans is the source of this 1677-nucleotide messenger RNA. The record is from the annotation of a GenBank genome assembly. Lineage: Eukaryota; Dinophyceae; Suessiales; Symbiodiniaceae.